Populus euphratica (Euphrates poplar) is the source of this 3310-nucleotide messenger RNA. RefSeq lists its product as uncharacterized. The record is from RefSeq and is a predicted model, not a curated record. Lineage: Eukaryota; Viridiplantae; Streptophyta; Magnoliopsida; Malpighiales; Salicaceae. Bases 751 to 3015 code for a protein of 754 amino acids. The transcript is spliced from 5 exons.
UGCUUUUCUUUUUACCACCAUUCCUCUUAAGCACACAAAACGAGGGUUGCCUUCUCUUCUUCUCUGUAUCAGCUUUUGCAGAUUCCUCGCUCUCUGUAUUUGCUUUCUGUGCAUUUUCCAUCAUUUCAGUUUGUUUCUCUCUCUCAUUCUCACUGUACAAAAUCUACCCUUUUUGAAGUUCUGUGACUGAUACGCUUCAGGGCCUUACUUGCAUUCAUUGCUUUCAAUAAAUAAUCUUUCAGGUUUCCGUUAAUGGCUUGAUUUUUGUGACUUCCCAACUACUCCUCUUUCCUCUAAAACAGCUACUUGCUCUGCUAUUACCCUGUUUUGUUUUCUUCAUUAAGAAAAAGUAUGUUGAAAGUUUUCUUCUUCAUUUUCAUUUUUCAUUGCCCAGGUAUUGUCUCUCUCUUGUAAUUAAAGCUUUAUUCAAGUGGGUUUUUUGUUUCUUGGAGUAAAACCCUUUUGUGCUCUUGUGGCUUGGAAAAGUUUUUUUUUCUGUUUUUGCUCUAUUUCUUGACCAAGGCUGUGUGGUUUUCAGGUGAAAGGUUUUAGCUUUUUCAUGUUCCUUCUGUGUCUUUCGCUUCCUUAGACUCUUGGGUCUUUCCAAGUGUGGUUCUUAGAGACGUGUUGCAUUUGUAGUGCAAAGUUUGGUUUCUGUGGAAGCCAUUGCCUCAUUUGAAGAGAUUCUGUUGACAGGCUUGAGAAAUGGAGUUAAUUUUAUGAACUGGGUCUUAAUAUUUUGGCUCAAAAAUGGGUUCUGCAGGCUCCAAAGUAGACAAAACUGAACCUUUGGCUCUGUGCAAGGAACGGAGGAAGUUCAUAAAGCAAGCGAUUGAUUCAAGGUACAAUCUUGCAGCAGCUCAUGUUUCCUACAUAAACUCUCUUAAAAACUUUGGUGUGGCUCUCCGACGAUUCGCUGAAGCAGAGGUUUUGAUAGAUUCUUCUCUAUCAACAACCUCAGCUACUGAGCUUGACAAGUCUCCAUCACAUUCCUCGUACCUCUCUCCCUCUCCCUCUCACAAUGCAGAGGUCUCAGAUUCACCAUUGCACUUUGAGAGUCCUAUUUCACCACCAGUGAUGAACAUGAGUUAUAUGAGAGCUGGUGGAGGUGGUAAUGCAGUGACUGUUCAGUUUAAUUUGAAUAAUAGCGGUGGUUUUGUAGAGGAUGAGACAUUGGGGUUCUCUAUGCCAAUGCCGCCGCCGCCACCUCCUUUUGAGUUAGCUGGUUCAUGGGAUUUUUUUUAUCCGAGCGAUAAUGGUGAGAGUUUUAGACUUGUUAGGCAUAGUGAGUUGGAUAUGGAUUUUGAUAAUAUGAGUGGGUGGAGUGAGUUUGGGGGUGAAAAGGUUGGUGUUGAACAAAGUGUGGUAGAUGCAAAAGGAAAAUGGACAAAAGUUGGUUUAGACGGAAAGAGUCAAGUACAUGAAGAAACUCUGACGCCUGGUGUGGAGCAUAAGGGGGUUGAAAGUUCUGGUAAUUCGUUAACUCAAAAUGGCAGUUAUAACUCUAGAGUGAAAGGCACUGCCCCCUCGUUUGAAUUGAGAGGAGUUGAAGGUUCUAGUAGACAAGAAUUUGUUGGUCAAGUCAGGCAUGUAGAAGAGGGGCAAAACGCCAGUGUUUCCACUCUUGAACAAUCAGGUUCAAAGAGAGAGAAAGCAGUAGCAGUGAACAAUUUGUCUACAGAAAGAGAGGAUCCAUCGGAGUUCAUUACGCAUAGAGCUAAGGAUUUUCUUGCAAGCGUAAAGGAUAUAGAGCAUCGCUUCUUUAGAGCAUCUGAAUCUGGGAAGGAGGUCUCCAGAAUGCUUGAGGCAAACAAUAUCAGGGUUGGAUAUUCUGAGGCAAAAGGAGGGUCAUCUGCCUCUGCAAUUUUGGUGGCUGUAAAAUUUGUUUGCUGUCGUGGAAAGACUGCACUUGUUUCUCAUGAACCUGUUGAACAUAUGACUAAGAUCAUUACAUGGAAACGGACAACAUCUUCGAGGUCAUCUUCAUCAAGAAAUCCUCUUGUCACGGCAACAAAAGAUGAUGCCUCAGAUAGUGGUAGUGAUUUUGUUGAAGAGUUCUGCAUGAUUGCAGGGAGUCAUUCCUCCACCCUUGACAGACUGUAUGCAUGGGAAAGAAAACUCUAUGAUGAAAUAAAGGCCAGUGAAUCUAUCAGGAGAGAGUAUGAUCGGAGGUGUGACCAGCUUAGACACCAGUUUGCCAAAGAUCAAAGUGCUAAUGUGAUUGAUAAAACCCGUGCAGUUGUAAAGGAUUUACAUUCACGCAUAAGAGUGGCAAUUCACUCUGUAGAUUCAAUAUCGAAGCGGAUUGAGAAAAUGAGGGAUGAAGAGUUGCAGCCGCAACUUCUAGAAUUAAUUCAAGGGUUGAUCAGGAUGUGGAAGAACAUGCUUGAAUGCCAUCAUGCACAGUACAUCACAAUCUCAUUAGCAUACCAUUCAAGGAGUGUAACAGGAACUCCACAAGGAAAUACCCGUAGGCAGAUUAUGGCUCAGCUCCAGCAGGAGGUUGAGUGCUUUGGCUUAAGCUUUGCAAACUGGGUUAACAGCCAUGCAUCCUAUGUGGAAGCUCUAAAUGGGUGGCUGCAAAAUUGCAUCCUGCAACCACAGGAGCGUUCCAAGAGUAGGAGGCCAUUCUCCCCUCGCCGACUCUUGGCACCACCUUUAUUUGUUCUCUGUCGUGAUUGGUCAGCUGGGAUCAAAGGUUUGCCAUCUGAAGAACUUAAUAAUGCCAUCAAAACCCUCCUAUCUGAUUUGUACCACCUAAUGGAACAAGAAGAAGAGCAGUUACACAAGGAAGAGAAAGUAGUUGAUGUAAAUAAUGGAGAAUCAGGGGGGAAAGAGAAUGACAGGAAUGAUGAUGUGGCCUCGAACAUGUACUGCAUACACGCCAGUUUGACAAAGGUUCUUGAUAGACUGAACAAAUUUUCUGAGGCUUCAUUGAAAAUGCACGAGGACAUCAGACAGAAAACUGAAGCAGCUCGAGUAGCGUACUCGAAUUGCAGGCCACUUAGGUGUUAACUAUUAUGUAAUUAGAACAUAUAAGCUUUCUAAGUUUGUUGUUGGAAAUAGAAACUUGUAAAUGCAAAGUGGUUCCAAAGCGCUUUCGAGAAGGUAUAGAAUAUUUCUUGUUUUGGAGUAAAUUUGCAACUGGAGAAGCGCUUCUUGUUAUACUCCUAGCAACACUGUUCUGUAGUUGAAGCUGUUGACUGCUUGCAACUUCUUUUUUCUGCUGUUUCUGCCAAGUUCCAAAUUGCCUCACCUUGGUUGAGGUGUGUUAAAAGAAAGUGAAGGUUAAUCAAGUUCAUUGCCUCAA